GGGUGAGUGGUUGAGGGGCGUGAUGGGGGAGGCGGCCGUGGCCGCGGGGCCUUGUCCGCUGCGGGAGGAUAGCUUCACGCGCUUCUCGUCGCAGAGCAAUGUGUACGGGCUGGCGGGCGGCGCGGGCGGGCGCGGAGAGCUGCUGGCCGCCACCCUUAAAGGCAAGGUGCUGGGCUUCCGCUACCAAGACCUCCGACAGAAAAUCCGGCCUGUGGCCAAGGAGCUGCAAUUCAACUACAUUCCCGUGGAUGCAGAGAUUGUCUCCAUUGACACCUUCAACAAGUCACCCCCAAAGCGGGGCCUGGUUGUGGGGAUCACGUUCAUCAAGGAUUCAGGGGACAAGGGCAGCCCCUUCCUUAACAUUUACUGCGACUAUGAGCCUGGCUCUGAGUACAACCUUGACUCCAUUGCCCAGAGCUGCCUGAACCUGGAGCUCCAGUUCACUCCUUUCCAGCUGUGCCAUGCAGAGGUCCAGGUCGGGAAUCACCUGGAGACAGUGUUUCUCCUGAGUGGGAAUGACCCAGCCAUUCAUCUGUACAAGGAGAAUGAGGGUCUGCAUCAGUUUGAAGAACAGCCGGUGGAAAACCUCUUCCCAGAACUCACGAACCUGACCAGCAGUGUCCUCUGGCUUGAUGUCCACAACCUCCCCGGCACAUCCCGGCGACUCUCCGCUCUUGGCUGCCAGAGUGGUUAUGUCCGAGUUGCUCACGUGGACCAGCGAAGCCAAGAGGUUCUGCAGACAUGGACAAUCCUGCAGGACGGCCCCAUUUCCCGCGUGAUCGUGUUCAGCCUCUCGGCGCCCGAGGAGACCAAGGACCGGCCACCACAACAGGAGGAGUACAGCGUGCUCGUGGCCAGUAUGUUAGAGCCAGCCGUGGUGUACCGGGACCUGCUUAGCCGGGGCCUUGAGGACCAGCUUCUCCUGCCUGGCAGUGACCAGUUUGACAGCGUCCUCUGUGGCCUGGUCACCGAUAUAGAUUUGGAUGGGCGACCUGAAGUCCUGGUGGCCACCUACGGACAGGAGCUGCUCUGUUACAAGUACUUUGGCCCAGAGUCUGGGCUGCCUGAGGCCGAGCGUGGAUUCCGCUUGCUGUGGCAGCGGGGCUUCUCCAGCCCGCUGCUGGCCAUGGCACACGUGGACCUGACCGGGGACGGGCUGCAGGAGCUCGCCGUGGUCUCCCUGAAGGGUGUGCACAUCCUGCAGCACAGCCUGGUCCAGGCCUCGGAGCUGGUCCUGACCCGGCUUCGGCAUCAAGUGGAACAGAGGAAACAUCAGUCCCAGAGGCCUGGGGACAGGGCAGGUCCAGGGCCUGCUGAGACCUCGGCCUCCUGAGCUCCCACCCACUGCCUGCCCCAGACCCAGGGACAGUUCACUGGAGAAAUCGCCUCUAGCCAUUCAUGGUGGAGAAGCAUCCUGAAGGAGGGAUGGUCUCCCCAGAGCCCCCCCAGGGCAGUGGAGCUGUGAGUUCCUGCUCUGCCUCUGCCCCACCGUGCCGUGCAACCCUGGCUGACACACUCCUGUCUCUGUACCUCAGUGUCCCCAUUUGAAAGUGGGAUGAUCACACCUGACUCCCCCCUUCUGUCCCCAGUGAGAAUUGGUCAGCCAACGAUUAUUUAUAUGUCCAGAGGAAGCCGACUUCGAGUUGCCUUCAUUCUUUUGUUCUGGGAGGUGAUUGAUGUGUGCCUCCUAUGUGCCAGGCUCUGUGCUGGGUGCUGGAUUCACCCAGAAGAAUGGAGGGAGGGGCAUAUGGGGAGAGAAAAUCCAAGGUUAGACCUAGAAGCAGGACUAAGGUGAGAUCGUAGUGUAGACCUCAGAAGACAGAAGUGAGGUUAGAAAUGAGGCCCUGGCAUAAAAGUUGAAUUAAAACCAAUGUGGAAAAAAAUAAAUAAAUAAAACCAACGUGGAAGAGAUUGUAGAAACCAAAGAAAAGGACUGAGGCUAGACCCCAGUGGGGCCCUCUGGAUCUGAGGAUAGACCCCUGUGGGGCCCUCUGGAUCUGAGGAUAGAACCCAGUGGAGAAAACACAGAAAUUAAACCUCAGAGGAAAGGAUACAGUUGGGAAGGACUGCCAUGGGAAGCUGUGGUCAAAUUGUAGCAGAGGGAUUGAGGCUAGACACCUCCCUCCAUGAAUAAUGCUGAGAUUGGACCCCCGACAAAUUACUGUGGUUAGACCUUGUGCCAAGGGCCAAGGCUGGACCCCACCAGGAAGCAGCUGAGUUUAGAUACCAGUGGGGCAUACUGAGAUGAGACCCAGGAGGGAAAGACCCAGGGUGUGCCAUGCUAGAAAGGACUAAGGUUAGACCUGAUUGAAAAACCCAGGGGAUCCAGGGACCAAGAAGUUUGAGACAGGGCUGAUUUCCCUGGCCCUGAGCUGUGCUGGGCUCCCUUGUCAUCUCCUAGAACCUGGGCCCAAGCGUGGGAAAUUGCCUGGAGCUGAAUCACCUCUCCCUGACAGCCCGCCCAAGGGUGUCCAGCCUGGACUAGUGGUGGGCAUGGACGGUCGAUGCAAGCAGGGUCUCCUCUCUCCUGCUGCCCGCCUGCUGAGGUGGAGAGCUACACUGCCUCCUGGCCCCAGGUGGGAGUGGGACUCCAGCGUGGGAUUUAUUUUUUUUUAAAGAUUUUAUUUAUUUAUUCAUAGACACAGAGAGAGAGAGAGGCAGAGACACAGGGAGAGGGAGAAGCAGGCUCCAUGCAGGGAGCCCGAUGUGGGACUUGAUCCCGGGUCUCCAGAAUCACACCCCAGGCUGCAGGCGGCGCCAAACCGCUGCGCCACCAGGGCUGCCCUCCAGCGUGGGAUUUAGGUGAGUUUAGAUGGUGUGGGUCUGUGAAGUAUGUGCUCGUGGGCGUGUAUGGGCACCUGCGUGGACACUUCAGGGCUCAGGAUUUUGUAUCUUGAGGACUCCAGCCACUCACCUGGCCUUUUGCGGUUCGCUGCCUGACCUCUUGCUCCUCAGUCUGGGACAGCACGUAGUGUAGUGGUUAAUGGUGCAGAGCCUGAAGCCAUACUUGGCCCCUCUGUGCCUCAGUUUCCCCAGCUGUAAAAUGGGGCUAAUAGCAUUUACAUCACAGGCUUAUUAGGAGGGCUUAGCUGUGUCAACCCAUGUCAGUCACUUCCAAAAAAAAUCAUAACCCCGCCUGGCCCAUGGCAAGAGCCUAUGAAUGGCAACAGUUGUUACUAUUACUAACGGGUGACUUUGUGGUUGUUUCUGGCUUGCUUUGCAAGGUUAUGUCUGUCGGCACAGCAUGUGAAUUUGGAUCUGACUCUGAUUAAACAUUCUUGCCCUCCCCCCCCCA
Messenger RNA from Nyctereutes procyonoides (raccoon dog), 3295 nucleotides. It is a transcript of the gene KPTN, whose product is annotated as kaptin, actin binding protein. Gene Ontology annotation, biological process: actin filament organization; negative regulation of TORC1 signaling; cellular response to amino acid starvation. The transcript has 12 exons. Gene Ontology annotation, cellular component: KICSTOR complex; lamellipodium; actin cytoskeleton. Lineage: Eukaryota; Metazoa; Chordata; Mammalia; Carnivora; Canidae. The record is from RefSeq and is a predicted model, not a curated record. Gene Ontology annotation, molecular function: actin filament binding. Bases 23 to 1333 code for a protein of 436 amino acids.